AUGACCGAACCCACGCCAAUUGAGCAAAGCGUUGCACAGCAGAUCGCACCCCCCAACCCCCCUACAGAAAUCACGUCCCUAGAGCGCGUCUCCCUCCCACGGAUCUCAAUCCAAUUCUGCACCCAGUGCAAAUGGAUGCUGCGAGCUGCAUAUUUCGCGCAGGAGCUCCUCUCCACAUUUGGCACGGACCUCGGUGAGGUAGCGCUUGUACCAAAGACCGGGGGUGUUUUUACAGUUACGAUUUGGUAUUCUGGUGCUGGUUGCGAAGGUGAAAAUGGGGUUACGACGCAAGAGACGAUUCUGUGGGAUCGUAAGAGAGAUGGUGGAUUCCCUGAGGUUAAGGCGCUGAAGUCACUGGUGAGGAAUGUCAUUGCUCCGGAGAGGGAUUUGGGGCACACAGACCGGGCGUUGAAGAAAAACAAGGAAGAGGAGGAUAAGAAGAAGCAGGAGUCUACGGAUGAGAAGAAGGAUUGUGAGGAUUGUAAAUGA
Messenger RNA from Penicillium atrosanguineum, 489 nucleotides. Its product is annotated as Rdx family protein. Bases 1 to 489 code for a protein of 162 amino acids. The record is from RefSeq and is a predicted model, not a curated record. Lineage: Eukaryota; Fungi; Ascomycota; Eurotiomycetes; Eurotiales; Aspergillaceae. The transcript has 3 exons.